This is a messenger RNA of Dromiciops gliroides (monito del monte), 2668 nucleotides long. RefSeq names its product sedoheptulokinase (gene SHPK). Gene Ontology annotation, cellular component: cytosol. Gene Ontology annotation, molecular function: sedoheptulokinase activity. The transcript is spliced from 7 exons. Lineage: Eukaryota; Metazoa; Chordata; Mammalia; Microbiotheria; Microbiotheriidae. Bases 30 to 1475 code for a protein of 481 amino acids. The record is from RefSeq and is a predicted model, not a curated record. Gene Ontology annotation, biological process: cellular response to lipopolysaccharide; carbohydrate metabolic process.
GCGCCUGCGCGGGUUUCUCUGUCGGUACCAUGGCGGCGGCGGGCGGCGACGCCCAAGGCAACUUCGUGCUGGGCCUUGACCUGGGCACCUCGUCCGUGAAGGCGGUGCUGCUGGAGGCCGGGCCCCACCGCGGGCUCCUGGUGCCCACGGCCAGCGCCAGCCAGGCCACUCGGGCAGACGUGUCCCCGAGCGGGAAGGCGGGGCCGCAGGCCCGGGAACAGGACGUGCACAGAAUCCUGCAGGCUCUAAGCGAAUGUCUCGGGGCUCUCCCCGCUCGGCAGCUGCAGAGGGUCCGCCUCAUCGGCGUGUCAGGGCAGAUGCAUGGGGUCAUGUUUUGGAAAAGCCAGCAAGCUUGCACCUGGACGGAGAAAGGCCCCCAUGGCAUCUUUGAGCCGCUGCAGGUCAGCCACCUCAUCACCUGGCAAGAUGGCCGCUGCACCGGAAGCUUCCUGGCAUCCCUCCCGCGGCCCAAGUCCCAUCUGAGUGUGGCCACGGGAUUCGGCUCUGCUACCAUCUACUGGCUUCUGCACAACAGCCCAGAGUUCCUGCAGCCAUAUGGUGCGGCGGGCACCAUCCAGGACUACGUGGUGGCCAUGCUGUGUGGCCUGCAGAGACCCAUCAUGUCCGACCACAACGCUGCCAGCUGGGGUUACUUCAACACCGAGAGCCGAAGCUGGAAUUCCCACCUUUUGGAGGAAUCGGGCUUUCCGACCCACCUGCUCCCGGACGUGGCUGAGGCCGGCACUGUAGCAGGGAGGACGUGCCACACAUGGUUUGGCAUCCCCCAGGGGACCAAAGUUGGCGUGGCCCUGGGGGACCUCCAGUGUUCUGUCUACUCCUGUAUGUCGCAAAGUACAGAUGCAGUUCUCAACAUCAGCACCUCCGUCCAGCUGGCAGCGUCCAUGCCUCCGGGAUUCAAGCCUGCAGAGUACCCGGAUCCUUUGGCCCCUGUGGCUUACUUUCCCUACUUCAGCCGGACCUACCUGGGAGUGGCCGCGUCCCUCAAUGGUGGCAAUGUGCUGGCCACCUUUGUCAGCAUGCUGGCUCGGUGGAUGGCCGAUCUAGGACUGGAAGUCGUGGAGGGCCUGAUCUACUCCCAGAUGAUCCGAGCAGCCCUGGCCCAGACAGACACCCAGCUCACCAUCAGCCCAACGCUGCUGGGGGAGAGACACCUUCCACAAGAACUGGCGUCUGUGCGCAGCAUCUCUCCCUGUGCCCUGUCUCUCGGCCAUGUGACCAGAGCUUUGUGCCGCGGUAUUGUGCAGAACAUCCACGCCAUGCUCCCAUCUCAGCAGCUGAAAGAAUGGGGGAUAGAACGGGUGAUUGGCAGUGGCAGCGCUCUGGCCAGGAACGAGGUGCUGAGGCAGGAAGUGGAGAAGGCCUUCCCCCUCCCUGUCUCCUAUGGCCAGGAUGUGGAUGCUGCGGCUGGUGCCGCCUUGGCGAUGUUGCAGGCCGUCACCAGAGAGGACAACUGAAAGGUGCUGGAGGCCUUGCUUUUCCAAUCAUUCCUGAUGCCAUCCUGAUUGUUUCACUUGAUUUCAUGCUCUGUCCGUCCAUCCAGAGGAGGGGACCUGUUACUGCCCUGUUGUCUGAUCCUUCUGCCUCAGGAGUGCCCUUUUAAUCAGGCUAAAAGGAGGUGAAUGCCAUCCUGAGAAGCUAAGGGAAAAGUGUGUUGGCACCAAGAAUUAGGACCUGGCUUCUUUCAUGACCUCAGGCUUCAACGGCCACCGUGGAAAAGUCUGGAAGAGAGUUGACCCGUCUCUCCCAUCAGCAGGGGGCCCAUAUAUACUGAAUGACUUUCCAGAAAUACAGCUGGGUUUGAGCCAGUGGGUGCUGGGAGGGUGGCUGGCCACGGCAGGACAGUUGUUCCUGGGUUCUUUGUGUUAUUAGAUUUGAAAGGUGGGGGAAGUCACCAGUCAUCGUUGAGCCCCAGGCCCCAUUUAUUGGGGUCUGUAGAGUCCAGGGAUGACCCUUAGCCCUUUGGUGGGAUGGCACCUCUCACUCUCAUUUUGCACAGUGAUUUGGUGAUAAAAUCAACCGUAAAGAUUUGGAUCCGCAGACAUUUUUAAUUAAUAGGGGAACCACUGGAAAGGCUUCCUAAAACGCUACUCAAAUCCUGCCUGAGGUUGGUGUUCAGUGUCAGACACCCAGUGCCACAAGACACACCAGUCAGCUUGAGGUGGCCAGAGUGCCCUGAGGCUGGGAGUCAGCCCAUGAGGAGCCGCUGAUGCCAGUGGGGCUGUUUGACCUGAGGAAGAGGGGGGAUGUGAUCACUGUCUGCAAAUGCUUGGAGGACUAGCACAUGGAGAAGGAGUUGGGCUGGCCUUGCCUUGUGACGGAGUGGAUGGGAGGCAGCUGUGGGCUCAGUUUGGGGAGAACUUGCUCACCCUUCCAGAGGUGGAGCUGGCGGGCCACCCUCCCAAGGUCCUCUCUGACUUGCUGCUAAUUGACUUUAAUGGGUGGGACCAAUGCUUGCAAUGUCAGACUCACGAGAUUUUGUGUGAAUGUGAUCAUCCUGUUACUUGUCCAUCCUCAAUGCAGGGCCUGGUAUAUAGCAAAUGCUUAUUGAUUGUUUUAUGAACUAGUUUUUAUAAAAUGAAUUUGAUUCCCGUGGAAUGAUUUUCCUAAUGUUUUGUAUUGAUUAAAUGGGCAAGGCUCUAGACAGUCA